GAACGUACACGUGCAACCGUAUUGUGAGAUAUGCACAUUUUUUGAUGGUCAACGACCGGUCACGCCACGUCGAUCUUUCAAAACGAAUAGUUUUGCAUUCGUUGCUCAAAGACAGCAAAUACUUGAAAAAUAUAGCGCGAUGUUGUAUUUUUAACAACGAUUCUCAGUAGUUUCAUAUAAUUAACAGUCAUGAAGUCUUUAUUAAUUAAUACUUAGAAGUAUCUAACUUCCAUUACAAAGAUCUCAAAUGUCAUCCAGUCUGCAGGGAUUUGAUAUUGUAUUGUAUGUACAUACGUAAGGAUGUGAUAUUGGAGUGGCAUUUGAUUUGUCGCGGGAUUCCGCGGUGAGAUGGAGCUGGGUUGUCGUUGUAGCCGAGUCUUAAUACAUCCAAUAGACCGAUCGGACUUUAAAACGAAGCUGCUGCUUGGAUUUCUUAUCUAUGCGCAUAAGUGCGACUAAGUUAUCUGUAAACCCAUUGUUGGAGGGAAACAUUAUUUGAAUAAAAAAGGGAUACAAUUUACAGAGAUUGAGGCAAUUAGUCAAUUCUAACAAAGAAAUAUUUCAUAUUUUUUAGUAAAAUUUCUUGUUAGUUGAAACAAAAAUUGGAUGAACUAAAAUUUGAAUAUGCGAAAAUUACACGCUUCUUUUGAAGUGACGUAAAGAAGCCAAAUGGCACAAAGUCAACUUACUGAUACCUUAAAGAUAUCUGAAUAACGUUACCGGUAGAUUUUAGGUAUUACAAAAGUCAUCUUUUAUAUCAUAAAACUAAUACCUAAUGUCCUUCCCCAAAAAUAGCUUUUUACAUAUUCCAAAAAGAUUUGUCAAUCCUUUGACAACUUUUUUUGUCAACCCAAAGUGUGAUUUGUUAUGACGGUCAUUUAUAAUGAAAUUUCAAUAACUUUUCUAAUAUGCUAUUUUAUCGACAUUAUUUUGGCAUAUUUUUGAUAGUUCUAAAGUUUACUUGUAGAACGCAAGCUAACGAUAUCAAGAAGGAAGAUGCGCCACUUGGGAAGAUGUUAUGGUUCUACGAGUCUACGACAAUGAGUUCCACAUUAUCAUGUUUCGUUCCCUCGUCGCAUUGUUUUCCACAGCAGCUGGGGAAUUUCCAUUAGACAGAUCUCGAAAUCCCCUCUGGUGUGACGUCGGUGAAUAGAAGCCAAGGAAGGAGAGUAACUCUAGUCAAAAUCACCGAAACUCCAGGCUCGCUCUUCAGUGCGAGAAUAUCCUUGCGAGAGGAAGCAUCGGUGUCGCGUUAACGUUUGCUUUCUUCACGCUCGCUUUGGCAUUUAAAAAGAAGCGAAGAGAGAGAGAAAGAGAAGAAGUUUUUUUCAAGUGAUCUGAGAAUAUUGAAAAAGGAUCUGGAAUGGAUACGGAGCAUUUAGAAGUAAAGAAAAACUAGUGAUAACGGCAUUACUCAACGGUAACUCUAAGAUCCUUCUAAAGAGAGUAUAGGCCGAAGAAUGUGAUAUAUGAUAGUCUUUCAUGAAUCAGCUGUUUAUCAGGUGAUUAAUAUUAAAAAGAUUGAACGAAGCCACGAAAAUUUAUGAGUUGUCUACAGCGUCACACAUUACUUCGUUUAUUGUCAACAAUGAAAAAUGUAAUCUCUUCGUCAUAAGAAGCCGUAUUAAAUUCAACUCAGGGAAUACAAUUACCUAAGGGCCGCAGGCAAUUAUAUUUUUUAACUAAUUAUAUUAUCGUUCCUAUCGUGUUAUGAUAAAAGAACGAUCGUCGUAAGGAGUUAGCAUUGUUCCUGAACUUCAUUUAUUCUUUACGCGGACAUGAAGAUGUUGCUACGCUUCUCAGGAUUUACCGGGCACAAAGAGUUCUCGAAAAUGGUAGAAAAACCAACUUUGAAAAGAGUCUUGAAGAACUUUACAUCAAUGUCGUCGAUACAUUCGAAAGCAAGAAUGGAAAACCCAUGCGAGACUGUCGUGGAUUCAGGAGCUUUGAGAGAAAUGCCUGAACCUAAAGGACUUCCGGUUCUCGGGACUAUUGUAGAUCUGAUCAUUUCCGGUGGAGCUGCAAAACUGCACCUAUAUAACGACAAAAGACAUGCAGAACUGGGCCCAAUCUAUAGAGAACGUAUCGGUUCCGUUAAGGCUGUGUUCAUAAAUUCUCCAGACGAAUUUCGCCGGGUCUUCCGCCUAGAAGGACCUAAACCGAUCCACUUUUUACCUGAAGCCUGGACACUGUAUAAUGAGAUCCGAAAGUGUAAACGCGGUCUAUUCUUUAUGGAUGGAGACGAAUGGCUGUACUUCCGCAGAAUAGCAAACAAACUUCUCUUGAGACCGAAAUCCGAGGAAUUUAUGUCAAGACCAUGUCAGAAUGCUGCGGAUAGUCUUGCCAGCAGAUGGGAAAUUUAUAGUGAAAAUGGAAAAUUGAUCCCGGAAUUGGAAGCGCAGCUUUAUCAAUGGUCAAUUGAAGUGAUGCUGGCAACCCUUAUGGGAAGAAAUAAGUGGGAGGAGUAUGGUCCAAAUAUUAUGAGGAAGAGUGAAAAUCUGGCGAAGAAUUUACAUAUGAUAUUUGAGUACUCAGCAACGUUAUCAUUGAUCCCAGCGAAACUUGCCAUGAGAAUUAAACUUCCGAUAUGGAAGAAAUUCGUGGGAUCCAUAGACGAAGUCAUGGAGAUUGUAAGGAUCUUGGUUCCUGAGAUUAUUCGACUCGAUGGAGACGGUCUUACUACAAUGAUAUUGGACGAAGGAGUUCAGGGUGAAGAUCUCGUGCGAAUUGUGGCAGACUUGAUUUUGGCUGCUGGUGAUACGACGGCCUAUUCCAUGCAGUGGGCACUAUUCCUCCUAGCUAGUCACCCAGAUGUACAAGAGAGACUGUACGAAAGCAUAAAAUCUCUGGACCAGGAUGAGAUACCAAAAGAUCCAUUUCUAAAGGGUGUCAUAAAAGAAUCUCUCAGGCUGUACCCCACUGCUCCAUUCCUCACUAGAUUUUUACCAGAAGAUAACAUCAUUGGCGGUUAUCGCGUAGCUAAAGGGGAACUUCUGCUGCUUUCGCUCUACUCCAGUGGACGCAACGAUGCCAAUUUUCCAGAAGCCAAUGAAUUCCGCCCGGAAAGAUGGAUUAGAACGUCUACAGGAGAAUACAAAGGGGUCAUUAAUCCUCAUGCUACUUUACCAUUUGCACUUGGUGCAAGAUCCUGCGUUGGACGAAAGCUAGCUGAAUAUCAAAUAUCUCUAACAUUGGCGAAGAUUGUUAAAACUUUUCGUAUGGAUUGUACGAACAAGGACAGUGUCGAGAUGAUCUUGCAUCUUGUUCCUGUGCCUUCAGAACCAAUCCAGUUGUUGCUUACAAAGAGAAGUUGGCCGUGAAAAGAGAUAAGGAUCGUCACGAUCUAUUUACGUAUAUUCACGGACAUAAAUUCUACAUUGCGAGUGUUCAUCGUUAAAAUAUCAAAUACUAUUAAUUUCAUCCUUGACUCGAUUAAAGUAUUUAAUUGGAAAUCUUAUGCAUUUACAGUGCUAUUAUGCAAUCAAGAACCAUUAUCUGAGGGACAAUAACCUACGUGUUAUGUACAUACAAUGAAAUCGAAACAUUAAAGAUAACAUUGAAAGCGUA
Messenger RNA from Cephus cinctus (wheat stem sawfly), 3567 nucleotides. RefSeq names its product cytochrome P450 315a1, mitochondrial (gene sad). The transcript has 7 exons. Lineage: Eukaryota; Metazoa; Arthropoda; Insecta; Hymenoptera; Cephidae. The coding region runs from base 1779 to 3320 and encodes 513 amino acids. Gene Ontology annotation, molecular function: iron ion binding; monooxygenase activity; heme binding. The record is from RefSeq and is a predicted model, not a curated record.